Molecule: messenger RNA, 436 nt
Organism: Phytophthora nicotianae INRA-310
Lineage: Eukaryota; Oomycota; Peronosporomycetes; Peronosporales; Peronosporaceae
Exons: 1
Source: RefSeq, a predicted model, not a curated record
CUCCGGCCACAUUGGAAUGGCGAUGCUGAUGUUUCUAAACGCGGAAUUUGGGCCAGAUGACGCUGUCGAGUGCAGUAAGAUCGAGUCAGCGCUUCGAUCGCUGAAGCUGCUCGAGUACAUUUGCCGUUCCGAAGGAGGUAUACUGAGCCCUGAAGCUAUUUGCAAAAUGGUCAAUACUGAAAACCUAUCGGAUGACAUGGUGAACACAAGUCUGGAAGACGUUGCUUAUGGUAAAGUCAUGUUACCAUCGUCAGCAUUUUGGAGAACUUCUCGCAUCGAGGCACUGGAGAGUUUGACUCGCUACGGCUUCCUCUACGCUGAGGACAGUCAGCAUCUACACUUUUCGUCGAACAUGCACUUGAAGAUCUGGUUCUACUUCACAUCAUUGACGGCGAGUCUCAGGCCAAAAAGAGGAAAGUGUGGGUGCGAUGUAUAG